AUGAUUACGCGUUCAAAAGCCCGCGCCAAAAAUAUUAAUGUUGGACAAAUUCCGACUACAGAAACGGGUACUAAUACUUCGUCAACACAACAGCAGCAAACCGGCACUGCUGAUAACAUUGCUGAGAUAGUGGAUCUAGUGCCAAUAGUACAAAUCGAAGCGCUGAAUACCGAAAAUAUUCAUAAUGAUAAUGUCUUGGUAGAAAUUGACUCUGUGCCUUUCGUUGAUAAUGACAAUGCAGAAACCUCGUCAAGGGAUAAACAGCAGCAGCAAUUAUCAGAUGAUGAUCUCGAUGUUUUGUUAAGUAAAACAGAAACACCGUCAAGGGAUAAACAGCAACAACAACAGCAGCAGCAAUUAUCAGAUGAUGAUCUCGAUGUUCUGUUAAGUAAAGCAGAAACAUUGUCAAGGGAUAAACAGCAGCAGCAGCAAUCAUCAGAUGAUGACCUCGAUGUUCUAUUUCCAAGAUUAGACGCCGGUAUUUCAAAAAAAGAUCACUCAUACAUUCGAACACACACAGGCGGCAUUGUGUCUCUUCGGCGACCACAAAAUGACGGUAAUGUCAUCGUUCAAGAUAAAGAAUCCGCGAAAUUGCGUAAUGGCCCUCAAAAAAAUGAUAGAAAUGAUCCUCCAAACCAAUUAACCCGGAAACAGAAAAAAGAACUUAGAGAAGCUACCACCGGACCUGGAUGGUUUGACAUGCCAAAACCCGAACUGACACCAGAACUAAAACGAGAUCUUCAAGUUGUGAAAUUACGUAACGUUCUUGAUCCGAAACAUUUCUACAAAAAAGAAGAUUCGAAACAAUUUCCGAAGUAUUUCCAGGUUGGCACGAUAAUAGAAGGGCCAACAGAAUUCUAUUCCUCACGGUUACCACGUAAACAACGAAAGCAAACUAUCGUUGAAGAGCUGAUGGCCAACGAAGAAGCCAAAUCAUAUUACAAACGCAAAUUCUUGGAGAUUCAAGAGACGAAACAAAGCGGCGGUAAAAAACACUAUAAUAAUUUGAAGAAGAGACGGAAACCUAAUUGGGAAAAGAAUUUUUGA
This is a messenger RNA of Ambispora gerdemannii, 1047 nucleotides long. The record is from the annotation of a GenBank genome assembly. Lineage: Eukaryota; Fungi; Glomeromycota; Glomeromycetes; Archaeosporales; Ambisporaceae.